AAUAUACUGUAAUAUAGCUUUAUUACUGUGAUAGGAAUAUUGAUUGAACAACAUUGCCUCUGCAUUUUAGAUAAUUUCUUUGUGAUUUAUCAAACUGCGGAAAGGGCAAUAUGGAUUUUGGAGUCAAAGAAUCAGAGUAUGUUUGGUUGAUUCGGAAAGUGAAGAAACACCCACGUCUAUUUUGCGUAAAUCGGAUGGAUGCUGAGCAGUACAGCUUUGAAGAUUUCGAUUUUGACGAGCCAGAGCCCAGCACGUCUUUUGACCAGAGCAGCGACUGGGAUUCCUCUGCAGACGUAACGCUGACGGAGGAUCGGUUGAAGGAAUCACAGACCGAAGAAACAAAAACUGCCUGUAAACAGUUGAAUCAUAUCAAGGAGAGGCAAGCCUCGAUUGAGAAGGCCGCAGAAGAAAGUAAAGAUGGCCCCAGGAACUAUGUAAGACUGGGAAGCAGUGGAAGAUCUGCGUUUAGAAGUGCAAAGGCUGUCCAAAGAUCAUCUUGGGCAGGGUCAAAGAGCAAAGCAUUUUUCACCCAUGGUAGGAGCAGGUCAUGGGACUUUGAGGAUUCAGGUAGUGGUGAUAUGAAAGAAUACGAAGAACCUGAUGUUGAUAAUGGCUUUGUAAGGACAGGUCAAGGUGGGACAGGAAAAGAUGGUCAGUCAGUUCGAGGUAUCCUUCAGAAUCGGGUUGGUGCAGUCAGCCAAAAUCAACGCCAGAGUAGUGACAGUAACAUCAAGGAACGGACUGAUCUAGAGCCUAUUGGGGAGCAGCGCCAGCAGGAGGAUAAAUUUAGUGUAAGAACUCGAAACAAUGUCCAUCAUGUCAGAUGGAGAGCAAACGCAUUGACAACAAAGCAUAUUUACAGGUCGAAUCCUCACAUAUACAAUGGAGGACCCAAACUUUUACAUUCAGCGAGUGUGGAUUCAUCACUCCCUCCAAACCAAUCUAGUCCAAUCCGUCCUGCGGGGCUCAUAGACCGCAAGGACCGCUACCAGUCCACUAUGCACGGUGAGCUCCACUCGCAGCGCACCUCAGAUGGCUUUGGCCCAGUCCUCCAGAAUAGACUACCUCACCAAAUGAAAGGCCAAAGCCUUGACAGCCUGCCAUCGGCAGCAGAGAGAAUCCGCUUAUUUGGUCCUAAAGACCUCAUCUACGACCUGAACACACAAGGUGGACAGCUUGAAUUGCCUUCCAGAAACUCUCCCUUGGACCUUGCCAGUAGUACAGACUCUGGGGUGAGUGUGUCAACAACUGUUGAAUCUCUGGAAUCUCUGGAGCCAGAGAUGGCUCGACAGCUCUUGAUGGACAUCCCCCCAGCCAGUCUCAGUCCUGCAGCCAGUAAGUUGAAGAGGAAGCCCAUUGUCUUACCAUCAGACAAUCCUGGUGCCCUGGACAAGGCACUUGGGAUUCCUCCAAGCGGAAGGCACGGGGACACCCAGACAGCCUUGGACAAGGUGCUGGGGCUACCUCCGAGUGGGAGACAGGCUGCUUCAGGAGAGAAAGGAUCAGGUGACAACCUUGGACAAGGAGAGAUGAAUGAAGUAAGACCAAGGCCAGCUUCUUAUCACUGGUAAGUACCUGCCCAGUCAGUUUUCAUUAAAAUCUUUAAAGUGUGUUGUGGAAUGCUUCCCAAGUCAACAAAAUCAAGAAUUAUUGAAGUUUUAUUGUGACAUACCAGCUGAAAUAUGAAAUCUUAGUCUUGCGAGAUGACUGUACUCUCUUUUCACUUCAUCAUUGAAAACAAAUGAUAAACAUGACUACAAAAAUAGAUUGAAAGAUUCAUUCUUUAUUAUAGCAAAAAAACAUAAAAAUGCAUUGUGAUCUAUGUAUGAUUUGCCAGAACUGGUAUUUAAGAAAAAUCUGCAAAUUAUAAGAUUUGAAGGCUUGGCUAGCAGCUCCAAAUAAAAUGUUCACAUGGAACACAAAAUCCAUGAAACCAAAAACAAAAACUGAAUCUCCCCCCCCCCUUGUUGGCCAAAGGUUUGAUGCCAAGCAAAACCAUGUGUGUCACAAAACUCAUGAGUUUUGAUGAAGGGAGGACAGUGACCAAUUAGAGACUGGUAAUAUCUCCAAGUUCGCCAUGAAAACUCCCCAUCUUAUGCCAGUCAUGUUCACAAACCACACCCAUUAGUUCACUUCCAAUACAGGAAUUGGUGGAGCUAAAGGCUUUUUUUUGGUUUGGUAUACUCUUUAUCAAAAGCAACAUUUCC
Lytechinus variegatus (green sea urchin) is the source of this 2207-nucleotide messenger RNA. RefSeq lists its product as uncharacterized. Bases 111 to 1571 code for a protein of 486 amino acids. NCBI's taxonomy places the organism in Eukaryota, Metazoa, Echinodermata, Echinoidea, Temnopleuroida, Toxopneustidae. The transcript is spliced from 2 exons. The record is from RefSeq and is a predicted model, not a curated record.